Chenopodium quinoa (quinoa) is the source of this 1882-nucleotide messenger RNA. RefSeq names its product probable purine permease 4. Gene Ontology annotation, molecular function: purine nucleoside transmembrane transporter activity. NCBI's taxonomy places the organism in Eukaryota, Viridiplantae, Streptophyta, Magnoliopsida, Caryophyllales, Amaranthaceae. Bases 231 to 1391 code for a protein of 386 amino acids. The transcript has 2 exons. Gene Ontology annotation, cellular component: membrane. The record is from RefSeq and is a predicted model, not a curated record.
AAAGGGGUGAUUUAUUAAAAUCCUUAAAAUAUUUUUAAAAGGGAAAUAAAUCCGCUUACUUUUUAGUCCUCACAACAAACUCGCAAGACAUUCACCAAUACAGCUACACUCACACAAAUUGUCCAAUACUCACAAGACACACACAUUUAAAAACCCAAAAGUUCCAACAUUUCAACAAGCCCUUCAUUUCUUUCUUCCAUCAAACCAAAAAUUUUAUCCUUCUCCAUUUCAUGAUGACUCCUUCCUCUCAACCAAAAAAAAUGUCCCCAGUCCACCAAGCUCCACCACCACCGCCGCCGCCGCCCACCAACACCGACGAAAUCAUGCCAAUCAUUUCAUCCUCACCAUCGUCCCAAAAACCAACAAAACGUUACAUGGUGCUACUAGUCUUAAACUAUAUGUUACUCUUUGUAGGCUCCUUGGCCUCCUCACUCUUGGCCAAAUUUUACUUCAUCCACAAUGGCUCAAGCCGAUGGGUCUCAACUUGGGUCCAAUGUGCUGGCUUUCCCAUCCUUAUCAUCCCUAUAGUUCUCCCUUACAUGUUUGAAUUAAGCCCUAGAAAACCCUUCAAAAAAUUUACCAAAAGAUUAAUUCUCCUCUCUAUGAUAAUUGGAGUUUUAUUUUUCCUAAACAACUUUUUAAUUUCUUGGGGCACUUCUUAUUUGCCGGUCUCAACAUCUUCCUUGCUUUUAUCUUCUCAACUCGUGUUCACAUUAAUCUUAUCGUGCCUCAUUGUUAAGCAAAAAAUCACCUUUAACAACUUAAAUUGUGUGAUUUUAUUAACCAUAAGUUCGGUUUUAUUAGCUUUAAUUUCGAGCCAUGACCAUCCCGAGGGUGUAACCAAGCGCAUGUAUUUUAUUGGCUAUUUUUGUACCAUUGGUGCCGGAUUGCUCUUCUCUCUUUAUCUUCCUCUCAUGGAGAAAAUCUAUAGGGAGGUUUAUUGCUAUGAAAUGGUGGUAGAGAUGCAAUUUGUUAUGGAGUUUACAACAACGGUGAUCGCCACCAUAGCAAUGGCGGCGGCUGGUGGUUUCAAAGAGAUGAAGAGGGAGAGCAUGGUCGAAUACGACCUAGGUCAUAACAUGUACUGGCUAACCGUGAUGGGUAACAUCAUAAGUUGGCAAGUGUGCUUCAUGGGCACCGCGGGGAUGGUGUUUCUGACCACCUCGUUAACCGGAGGCGUGUGCAUGACCGCCCUCCUAGCGUUGAACGUGAUCGGCGGGGUCUUAGUGUACGGGGACAACUUUAGCGGCCCCAAAGCUGUGUCCACCGUGAUAUGUGCAUGGGGGUUUUGCUCCUACGUGUAUGGGUUGUAUGUGAACAGGGAAAAGGGAGGGACUGAUGAGAAAAAUCGUGCAAAAGAGAUGACGCAAAUUUUAAUUGAUGAGCAUUAAAUUUAAUUUUGUUAUCUUUUGAAAUAAGCCUAGCAAAUACAAUGGUAUAGUGUUACAUUAUGUAACUUAAUUACAUACAUCUUACAUGUUAUGAAAACAAAACAAUACAAAGUUUAUUUUUUAUUUACAAAAUGUAUGUACUUUUAAAUGGAAAUGUGUGAAUGGGUUGAACACUUACUAUAAGUUUUGGUGCAUCGUAUUUUAAAUUGGGUUUAUCUUCCGGUUUUUUUUUUUUUUUUUUUUCUUUUUUCUUUUGUAUAAGCUAAGUAAACAAAAGUAGUAAUUCUAACACAUUAUCAAAAUUCUCAUAAUAAGGCUAUAUACAAUCGCACUGCCAUUUUAAUGGUUAAUAAACAUGCGUUUAUGAUAAAAAGAUUUUACAAUAUGCUUCUAGAAAUUAUAUGUGUAAUGUGUUAGACUCUUUUCUAAGUUAUUAACCGUGAGUGCACGGAUCUUAUUGUAAACGUAAAUACCAAUUAAUACAUGUUGUA